Messenger RNA from Histoplasma mississippiense, 216 nucleotides. RefSeq lists its product with no specific name. The record is from RefSeq and is a predicted model, not a curated record. Lineage: Eukaryota; Fungi; Ascomycota; Eurotiomycetes; Onygenales; Ajellomycetaceae. The transcript has a single exon. Bases 1 to 216 code for a protein of 71 amino acids.
AUGCUAUCCUGCUUUUCUGGAAAGGUCAACCACACCCUCAGUGAGCAGUUGGAAUUCGACGAUGAAAUGUCUAGAAGGACACUUGCCCUAGAAGCAUGGACAGUGGGGCCCCAUAAGCUCAAGAUUCAAGAUUCAAGACAGAGGCAGUUCCGCGAUCGCCAUUUUGGAUUUUCUGGACCCUUACGCAGUAAUCAGGGAUUGUUUCAGGACCCUUGA